Molecule: messenger RNA, 1587 nt
Organism: Lindgomyces ingoldianus
Lineage: Eukaryota; Fungi; Ascomycota; Dothideomycetes; Pleosporales; Lindgomycetaceae
Exons: 3
Coding region: 1-1587 (528 amino acids)
Biological process (GO): regulation of DNA-templated transcription
Molecular function (GO): zinc ion binding; DNA-binding transcription factor activity, RNA polymerase II-specific
Source: RefSeq, a predicted model, not a curated record
AUGAUCUCCCCUCCAUCGAGGAUUGGCGGCUGCAAAUCAUGUCGGGAACGCCGAGUCGAGUGUGAUAAGAAAAGACCUCGAUGCAGUGGGUGCAUCGCAGGGAACAAGCCAUGCGGAGGAUACGACGUAGGCUCAAUCUUCAUCAACGUAACAUCAACAGGACCUCCACCGGCGUGGCGAUCGCAAAAUGCGCAAAAGUUCCUUGUGCUGGACUUAGACUCACAACCAAGUGGUUCCCAGCAAUCUCAAAUCCCACCACGACCACCAACUUCCCUCUCUUUUUGCUCAAGCGACCUUACACCCUCAAUGGCGCCGGCGCAAACUCUUACAAAUCAUCCGAACCCUGACCCCACCAACCUCCUUGCCAUUACCCAGCUUUUUCUUGAUUUAUACUACAGACGAUCGUAUCCAAACAAACCCUUCCCAGAUACCCUCCAGGAGGGUACUGAGACAGGAUCCUGGCGAUCUCUGCUCCCACUCUGGGUUGGACUCUCUCCUAUUUUAGACACUGCGAUUGGUGCACUGGCAACCUGCUUCGUGGGGACGCAAUACCAAGACGAGAAUCUUGUCGAUCAGAGUAGGACCAUGUAUCUCGAGGCCCUCCGCAUGGUACAAGAAGUAUUACCCGAGCCGAGUGCUACACUCCGAAAAGAUCUACUCGCUACCACGUUGGUGAUGAGCUCUACAGAAAUAUUCAUGUCUAACGGUGGCGGAGCAAGUCAGCUUACUCACAUUGAAGGGGCAACGAAGCUACUUAGAGAAGGCUUCAAGGAACCAACUACAUUCGAGGAGUUGCAUCUCUAUGUUCUCAAUCAGGGGGUUAACCCUUCAUACCGCCCUCUGAUCCGCCAACUUUAUGCCACGCCUCGCUCCUACUCAAACGACCUGUACUUCAAGUGGUGCGAACUCAUCAUUCCACUUCCCAACAUCCUCGCAACUACCGACAAUGUCUCUCGCGCGGCCGACUCUGGCACCCCAAUACCUCCCUCCGCCAUCUCAGCCAUCUUAGACGACAUUACCGCACUAGAAACGUCCCUGCGUCCAUGGGAAGACACCCUAAAGACCAAGAUUCCCGGGCCUUGGACGCUCCCGCAGGCGCAAACCGGACCAGACGUCGUUCCAUUCCCGCUUCAAUUCCUUUCCAUCGAAGUCUGUCUGCUGUACAACCUCCAUUGGACAUCCUUCUUGCUUCUUCUUGAAUGCCGCCACCGUCUUAUUUCGCACCUCUCACUUUCUGCCAUCUCCGCUGCAGCACAACACUCUCCACCUCCUACCCAAACGAUCUCCGAACUCGCAUCUUUGAUCUGCCGCUCCGUGCAAUUUUGCGCAUCGAACACGUCUUUUGCUGCGGCGGAAAACAUCUUUCUCCCACUUCUCGUCGUAACAGCGUACUACACACGAAAUGGGGACGAAGAGAGAAUGAAUUGGUGCAUGGGGGCUUUUGCACGUAUAGCAGAGGAACAGAAGAUUGGGUUUUGCGUGGAUAGAGUGGAUUUAGGGCUUGAGAAGGUUAUGUCUAGAGACGAGUUGGUUGGGGUUUGUAGGAAGGGUAGAAACUCUAACAUAGUAGGAAGCGUGAUGGAAUGA